Molecule: messenger RNA, 573 nt
Organism: Symbiodinium necroappetens
Lineage: Eukaryota; Dinophyceae; Suessiales; Symbiodiniaceae
Source: the annotation of a GenBank genome assembly
AUGGGGUUCGCCAUGGAGACUGAGACGGAUGCCUUGCUGAGCGAGCACAUAGCUGCUGCAAUGAUGCCCAUGUUUGUGGAACAUGGGCUUAUCUCCUUGAAGGCUCUGCGCUUGUGUUUGGAGCAGCGUACAGGCUUGGAUCUCUCGGGUUGCAGAGCACAUAUCCGGUACUUGGCUGAGCGGGUUAUGGAGACGAUUACGUCUAGCAUGGUGGUCGGAUGUGGCUUGGGCCGAUUGUCCGCGGGUAAACUAGCUGAGCUGCGCAAUCCUUACGUUGGCGUUUGGGAGCCUUGCCUGACUCGGGCCAACUGCGAGGUUGGCCGGGCCAGCUUUUCGUUUCAAUGUGAUAGCGACGUUUUGGCGCCAGUUCCUGCUCAGACACUUGCCGGGGACGGAUCCUUUUCCAUUUACUGGGUGACCACUGCGACGAGCGCGAGAAGCCCUGGUGCAGUCAGAGCGGCGUACAGAUCGACAAUGCUUGCUGGGAGCCCCUUUGCCUGGAAUACGGCAUCCAACCUCACACCGGUGGACAGCUGCCUUCGGACAAUGCGGUCGGUGGUGGGGAUGUCUUGA